AUGAUUGAUGAAAUCGUCAAACCAUUCAACCUUUUGAACAAGGAUGGACGUUUUCCUUCUAUCAGUGCUGUUGAGAAUGAUGUCUACUGCCUGAAAUCAAUUAAGGAUAGCCUACAACAUCCUUAUAAUUACUUGUCAUUGACUUGGAACUUCGACAAUGCUACUGAAGAAGGAUUCAUCUGUGACUUUACUGGCAUUGGUUGCUGGCAUGCCAAUGAGAACAAGGUGUUAAAUAUUAGGCUGAGCGAAAUGGGACUGAAGGGCCAGUUUCCUCGAGGACUGGAAAACUGCACUAGUUUGGUGGAUCUGGACCUUUCUAACAACCAGCUCUCGGGCCCCAUCCCAUUUGAUAUUGGCCAAGUUCUCAAGUUCAUCACAACUCUUGAUCUUUCAAAUAAUCAGUUCUCUGGCUUAAUCCCACCAUCGAUUGCAAGCUGCAAAUACAUUUCUGUCUUAAAACUAGAUGACAACAGUCUACGGGGUCCAAUUCCACAAGAACUAGGCAUGUUGAAUCGCAUCACGAUUUUCACAGUGGCCAAUAACAUGUUAACAGGGCCGGUGCCGAAUUUCAUCAAAGCAACUCCUCCUGAAGUGAGGUAUGAAAAUAAUCUGGGACUUUGUGGGGCAGCCCUGGAAGUCUGCAAGGACGAUUCAGAUUCCGGUUUGAGCAAUCGAGUUCUCUUCUUUAGUGGAUACAUGACUGGUUGGGCCAUCACAAUGAGUCUGGUUCUCUUUAUAUGUUUAUCUGGUAUGCCAGUGCUGAGUUUGAAGAAGCUGAUUACUAAGAUAAUAGCAUAUACAAUCUUUAUUCUGCAGAUUGCGCGGCUGGAAAAAUACGUUACAAGAAUUUCUUUUGCAGAAUUGAGCAGUGCAACAGCCAAUUUCAGUCAAGAUAGCAUCAUUGGAAUUGGAAAGAUGGGAACUAUGUACAAGGCAAGACUCCCAAACGGAUGGUUUCUUGCCAUCAAGGGUCUCUUCAACUCAGAGCAGUUGCAUCAAAAAAUUGCAUCUGAGACCAUAACUCUAGGCAAAUUAAGGCACCGGAGGCUGGUGCCUCUAAUAGGAUUCUGCCCUGAAAAGGAGGACUUGUUUCUAGUAUACAAGUACAUGUCAAAUGGCAAUCUUUACAACUGGUUACAUGGAAGAAAAGAUGAGGUGGAUAUUAUGGCACAUUGGGCUUUGAGGGUUAAGGUUGCUGCUGGCAUAGCCGAAGGGUUAGCAUGGCUUCAUCACAAAUGUAGUUUAAGGGUGGUCCAUGGGACCAUAAGCUCAAAAGAUAUCCUGCUUGAUAAGAAUUUUGAUCCCAAAAUAUCAAAUUUCUGGGAAGCAAAAUUCAUUAAGUUAGAAGAUCAAAGUUCAAAUUGGAGUUUUUUCCAGUCAAGUGAUUCUCUGGAUUUGGAUUCUUUCAAAAAAGAUGUCUACUGUUUUGGGAUUAUGGUUCUAGAGCUUAUAACACGGAAGCAACCUCAGCAAGUCAAAAGCUUCAUUGAAAAUCUCUGUGGUACCUCUGUUUCUCAUAAAUUUUCUACUCUGGCUGAGGUUGAUCAAACUCUGAUUGGUCAUGGAUUUGAUGAUGAAAUCAUCCAAUUCCUUCAAGUAGCUGAGAACUGUGUGUUGCCUAAUCCAGAUCACAGACCAUCGAUGCUUCAAGUACAUGAAACCCUGGCAGCAUUUGCAGAAAUCUAUAACUACACAGCUGAUUGUGAGAUGUCCUAUUGA
Molecule: messenger RNA, 1719 nt
Organism: Coffea eugenioides
Lineage: Eukaryota; Viridiplantae; Streptophyta; Magnoliopsida; Gentianales; Rubiaceae
Product: probably inactive leucine-rich repeat receptor-like protein kinase At5g48380
Exons: 3
Coding region: 1-1719 (572 amino acids)
Biological process (GO): protein phosphorylation
Molecular function (GO): ATP binding; protein kinase activity; protein binding
Source: RefSeq, a predicted model, not a curated record